AUGCGGCCCGGCCUGCCCGGCGGGUCCCCUCGCUGCUGGCGUGGCGGGGGCGGGACGGAGGGACGGAGGGAGGGAGGGAGGCGGCCGCGCCUGGGGCCGCCCUUUGGCCCCGGACGAGCCUCGCCGGCCUCGCCGCCCCUUCCGAGCCGCCCGGCCCAGCCCCUGGCUCCCUGCCUGCCUGCUGUCGCAGGACCAACCAGGCGGGGUGGGGGCCACUUGCCUCUGCAUCGAGCUCAUUCCCCCGAGUGGGAAUGGGGCCAAGCAAAAUGCAGAGAUGAUGGUUUCAUCCGCACUUUGCACGCGCACAGGCGCCCAGCUGCAGUGGGACCAAUGGUGGUUUGGACAGUGGGGCUAGUGAUCCUUGGCCUGGUGGCUUGGGAGACAUGGCGCAUCAAUAGCAGCCAGGAACGGUGGCAAUGGACCAUGGAGGAGGAAGCAGAGGAGCACAGCCCGAGGGGGAAAGGUACCAAGGGGUCUAUUGUCGGGGACUGCCAGCUGAUCUGCAAGCCCUCUGCUCUCGCCCUGGCUUUGCUUAAGAACCUCCGCGAGUCUGCUCACCUGGAGGCCUGGCGAUGGUCAUGGAAGAUGUGGCCCUAUUUACAGACUGUCAAGCAACUCCUGUGGCCCCCGGACCGCCCGCUGGAGUUUGCCAGGGACCAUCUCCAUGUGGUGGACAACAGCCUUGUUGCCUUGGACUGGGUAGUAGGGCCGUGGCACAAAAGUGAGAAAGGAUCGAGCACGGCAGAGUCCGCAGUGCUCCUGGUCGUGCCCAAUACUGCGGGCAAGAUCACCAGGAACCUCACCCAACUGUGCCAGCUGGCUCUCGAGCAAGGCUACUACCCGGUCAUCUUCAACAGGCGUGGGCACAACUGUUGCCCGCUGACCAGUGCGCGGCUGCAGCCCUUUGGUGACCCAUCAGACCUGAAAGAAGCGGUCGCGUACAUCCACUUCCGGCAUCGGACCGCCGCGCUCUUUGCCGUGAGCGAGGGCUCCGGCUCGGGCCUGCUGCUCUCCCUCUUGGGUGAAUGCGGUUUAUCCUUUGACCUUUGCGGAGUGGCCUGCAUCUCCCCCUUGCUCAAGUGCCAGGACUGGUUCGAAGCCGGCAGCCCUUGGUUGUGUGAAUGGACCCUGCUCCUGUACCAGAAGAGAGUCAUCAGCAGGUACGCUGAGGCCUUGAGGGAGGUGGUGGAGAUGGAACGAGUGGUGGGGAGCCGCUCGCUGCGGGAGUUCGAAGAAGCCCUCUUCUGCCGCAGGAGGAGCCAGGCCCUGACGUGGGAAGCGUACUGGGGCUGCAACGAGCCCCUGCGGGAUGCCGACGAAGUGGCUGUGCUGGUCCUGUGCGUCUGCAGCGCAGACGACCCCAUCUGAGGGCCACCCGUUAGGACCCUCCCGUGGGAACUCUUCCACACCAACCCUCAUUUCUUCCUGCUCUUGGCUCCACACGGGGGGCACUGCAGCUUCCUUCGGAAGAGCCCUUUGCCAUCCGCUGCCUCUUGGGGGAACGCGGUGGCCCUGGAAUACCUGGGGGUUUUAUCCAGGUUCUUCCAGGCAGAGGCACGGAUGAGAGGGAGGCCACGCCGGAGGGGGCCGGUCAUCCUGCAGCAAAGUUGUCAGGGUGUUUGUCUGAACAGCGAAGGCUUGCGCCUUGAUUUCCAGGACAGCUUCAGCUGGCAAAGGUCAUACACUCACUGA
Euleptes europaea (tarantolino) is the source of this 1692-nucleotide messenger RNA. RefSeq names its product abhydrolase domain containing 15 (gene ABHD15). The record is from RefSeq and is a predicted model, not a curated record. Gene Ontology annotation, molecular function: monoacylglycerol lipase activity; short-chain carboxylesterase activity. Lineage: Eukaryota; Metazoa; Chordata; Lepidosauria; Squamata; Sphaerodactylidae.